Molecule: messenger RNA, 1538 nt
Organism: Suillus discolor
Lineage: Eukaryota; Fungi; Basidiomycota; Agaricomycetes; Boletales; Suillaceae
Exons: 5
Coding region: 339-1364 (341 amino acids)
Source: RefSeq, a predicted model, not a curated record
CGGAUCCAGGGCACUAAUCACCCUCUUGCAAUUGAGCAUCGAUCCCGUGCUAUGAGAUGGGAGUCCUGAACUCGAAAUUCAGGACGAACUGUCAUAUAUUCCUGGACCGUGUUCGACAGUUCUAUAAUCGGUCAAUUGCGAAUUUGAAAUUGCACCUGUCUGAUCUCGUCCACAUGGUAUCAAGUUCAUCGCAUGCACUUAAGCAGCCCAACGACGAUACCUUUUGGUAUUAUUUAACGAGGUGCUAACGUCAUGAUCGUGACUCGCUUUAACCCACCCCAAAUCAUUGCUUCUCCAGAAGAACCCAUCAAGUUAUUCUGUUCAUCAUCUGAUCUAUCAUGUCACUCAACUCUAGUUGGACACCGGACGAAUCGUCUGAAACGCUUCUCGCAGAGGAAGGCUGGUUGCAGGGCACAGUGGUCAGCGCCGUUGCAUAUGGCAUUGGCGUCGCACUGUUCUUCAUGUGCUUCCACCUCCUUUUCCGGCAGAUGAACCGCACGAACUACAAGAAACUCCUACCUUUCCUCAUAUACAUCACCACAACUUUUAUCCUCAGCACCCUAUUUAUGGCAGCGCUGGCCGACUUCACGCAACUCGCAUUCAUUCAAUAUCGUAAUUAUCCAGGUGGUCCGAGCGCAUUCGAGAAUGUCAGCAUUCCUAUGGACAAUAUUACGGACGUCUGUGGUGUUCUGACGAUGAUUCUUUCAGAUGGAUUGGUCGUUUGGCGCUGCAUGGUAAUUUACAGAGGGUGUAUGGUGCCAAUGUGGAUCAUCAUGUUCUUCCCUUGUCUGAUGUUUGCUGCAUCCAUCGCUAUGGCUAUAAUGUGGCUGCUUCAAGUAACCGCCAGUGUUCCAUAUUUUUCCUCGACUGACAUCAACUACUCCAUUCCAUAUUUCACCCUCUCACUCGCACUGAACAUCAUCAUCACGAUCGUAAUCGUACUUCGUCUACUCACAUAUCGUCAUCGCAUUUCCAAAGUUCUUGGCUCUAGCUACGGCACUCAAUACACGUCGAUUGCUGCGAUGAUCGUUGAAUCCGCCGCUAUUUACUCCGCGUUUUCGGUGGCACUUCUGACGCUCAUUGGUCUAAACAAUGUCAUCUCGGAGACCUUUCUGGUGUCGCUGACUCAGGUUCAGAUAAUUGCAAUGUUGCUCAUAGUUUUCCGAGUCGCGCAAGGAAAGGGUUGGUCUCAGGACACCAUGUCCAAGGUCAUGACCUCGAGGCCCUCAGCGCAAACAACCCGUAUGGGUGAUUUCGGGUACAAUAUGCAGGACGGCUCCAAAACGUUUACCGGUUCCACUGGCACGGGGGUACAUACGACCCGCAAGAGUAAGGACCGCGAUUCAGCGGAAUUGAGUGUUUGAGCGAAGGUCGCUUAGUAGAUACUGAAAUAUUAGUUGUUGAAUAUCCCGAGUCGAAGUAAAUACAUGACACAAAUUUAGUAUUUAGUAUACUUGACGGUGGUACGGACCUUAGGCAGGAUUCGAUUCGAUUGUUUGUACUCCAUGAUUACUUUGAAAAUAAUACAUUCAGCCAAA